Messenger RNA from Funneliformis geosporum, 759 nucleotides. The record is from the annotation of a GenBank genome assembly. NCBI's taxonomy places the organism in Eukaryota, Fungi, Glomeromycota, Glomeromycetes, Glomerales, Glomeraceae.
AUGGUGCAAAUUACACGAUUAUUAGAAUCAUUACAAUUCGCUCCUCUAGCUGGACGAGUAUUGUUUAAAAAUGUAAAAUAUCGAUCAAUAAAUCAAUCAUUUUCAAUAUUGAAAGGACACGUAACUGUUCGAUAUUGGCUAUGGAAUGUUCGCAAGGAAUGUCAAAGCCAAGAUAAUAAUGGUAGCAUUGCUACCGAUAAUGUUCUACCUUGUCGGAUCGUAUGUUGUUUACACGGAGUUGAAUGGUUUGUAUACAACAGAACACCUGCAUAUGAUGCUGUAGAAAGUAUCAUAAAUAAAGCACUUAAUAGAGAAGAACAUUCUGACCGUACGAGUACUUCGAACACGAUCCUAAAUGAAGCUGAAGAUAUUACUGUUAAUCUCAAUGAUAGCGACACAGGUGAAAUGGAUUUUUCUGAAGAGUCUUUCUUUCAAAAGUUAUUACCUAUUGAGAUAGAUCUCGAAAGGGGUUCCAUCAUCUUUGGCAAUGCAAAUACACCUUCGCUUCUCGUUGCGGAAUUUUCUCAAGCUAGUGGUAUAUAUGCUGCAGUAAAGUCACGUUCAAGAUUUGAUUAUUACAAGUCGUUUAUUGAUCUAAAAUUUCGAGGGCCCAAGAUCCAUCUUAGAACUAAUAUUGAUUUUAAAGAGCUUACUUUAAGUACUGGAGCUCGUACGGGAGCGGAAAAUAUAUCUCCAAGGAUUGUGAGAUAUAAAUUGUUAAAAUCAUUUCACCUUAUACUUAAGGCCAACGAAGAAUGA